This is a messenger RNA of Epithele typhae, 543 nucleotides long. RefSeq lists its product as uncharacterized. NCBI's taxonomy places the organism in Eukaryota, Fungi, Basidiomycota, Agaricomycetes, Polyporales, Epitheliaceae. The transcript has 6 exons. The record is from RefSeq and is a predicted model, not a curated record. Bases 1 to 543 code for a protein of 180 amino acids.
AUGCAAAGCUACUUGGGAACCGCUCUCGUCGGAGGAAGCCAGGGCACGUUGAACGACGGCCUGCUCUUCCUGAACGGCGCCGGAAACCUGGUGUUGAACGACAGCGGGAAGAACACGCUCAACGCCUCCAACCCUGUCAAGAAGAUCGACCUCGCCCACGGCUGGGUGGUGGACGGGAUUACCGUCACGUACAGACUCGCCAACGGCGGCACGUCCGUGGUGACGAACGGAACCGUCCUCAGCACCCCUAUCAGCUCCGUGACUCUCGGAGACACCGAAGUGUUGGUGGGCGUGUUUGGCCGCGCGGGGAUGCACUCGUACUACAACCGCGAGCUGGUGAUCAGCAUCGGGUUCGUCAUCUUCGACACCGCCAAGAUCACGACGCGCACCGCGGGGCCGUUCGGGAACGGGGACGGAAGCAACCAAGGAAAGGCGUUCUACACCCCCGACGUGCUCGCAUUUGGCAGCUUCACGACCACGAACGGAACGAGCGCCGCAAUGGGUCUUUCUGGACUCAUGGUGUACAGGAAGCCGGUGUGCUAG